Entrophospora candida is the source of this 2778-nucleotide messenger RNA. The record is from the annotation of a GenBank genome assembly. NCBI's taxonomy places the organism in Eukaryota, Fungi, Glomeromycota, Glomeromycetes, Entrophosporales, Entrophosporaceae.
AUGAGUAGUUCUGAUAGUGGAGACGUUGAAACAGACAUCGUGACCUCUGAGAGCAGAAAAACUGAAUUUAACGGGUUUUUAAAGACUCUGUCCACAUUUACUGGAGAUAUUUAUAGUUUGACAUGUCCAAGUUUCUUAUUAUCUGGUGUUUCCACUCUAGAAUAUGGACAAUAUUGGGCAGAUUAUCCAGAACUUUUUGCCGAUAUUUCUAAACCAAGUAUAGAAGUUGACAGGGCUAUUAAUGUUUUCAGAUGGUAUGUAAGCACAUUGUACGGAUCAUUUUCUUCACGUAAAGAUAAAGAAAAAAUUGAGAAGAAGCCAUUUAAUCCUAUACUUGGCGAACAAUUUUUUGCAAAAUGGAAUGAUAUAAAUGGAUGUGGCGAAACUAGUUUGUUUUCAGAACAAGUUAGUCAUCAUCCACCUGUUUCAGCCUUUUAUUUAGAAAAUAAAAAGGCUGGAGUGUCAGCAAAUGGUCAUACUGGACAAAAAAGUCAAUUCAGACCUACUGCAGCACGUAUUGAUGUAAUACAAGUUGGACAUAUACUAAUUCGUCUAAGAGAUCACCCUGAACAUUAUUUGAUAACUCUUCCAUCUUUACAAAUUCUUGGAUUAUGGAGAGGUGCACCAUAUGUAGAAUUAAGUGGAACAAGUGUAAUACAAUCAGAAAAUUAUAAGAUCAUUAUUGAGUUUAGCGGGAAGGGAUGGCUAUCAGGUGAAAAGCAUAGCUUUAAUGGAGUAGUGCGUCGUAAUGGAUCCAAAGAACCAUUAUAUGUAGCAACAGGCACAUGGUCAGGUCGAUCUAGUUUAGAGAAAGUGGACACAAAAGAAAAAUCAACGUUUCUCGAUGUUGAAAAUUCUAAAAGAGCAACUCCGAUCGUAGCUCCAAUAGACGAGCAAGGUGAUUUAGAAAGUAGGAAAUUAUGGAGAUAUGUAGCUAAAGCUAUAAAUGAAGGUGAUUUUGCUACUGCUUCAAAAUUAAAGAGUGAGAUUGAACAAAGACAACGUGAUAAAGUUAAAAAUGGAGUUAAAGUCGAGCUUCAAUAUUUUGAAUGGAAUGACAAUGACCAAUUGUUUUUUAGUUUAGACAAAUUGAUUGAUAAUAAAUAUCAAUUGGACGAUAAAUAUAAAGAAAAGGAACUUGUUCAUGAACCAUUAAGUAAUAAUACAACUUCUAGCACCAUGAAUGAUACAAAUAACAUUGUUAUAAUAGACGAUAAUAAUAAAUUAAAUGAAGCGAUCCGUGAUAUAAAAGGUGAUCCAGAAGCUAACAAAGACGAAAAAAUAAUAUUAUCGGCGUUUGCGGUAUUUUUAGCAGCUUUAGAUCAAACAAUUGUUUCGACAGCAUUACCUGCAAUAGCUUCAGAAUUUAAAGCAUUAGAUCAAAUCGCUUGGGUUGCAACAGCUUAUCUACUAACAAUGACUGCUCUUCAAACAACUUAUGGAAAACUUUCAGACAUUUUUGGUCGUAAAUCAACGUUUUUAUUUUCAAUAAUAAUAUUUGAGAUUGCCAGUUUAUUGUGUGGAUUGGCGCCAAAUAUGGAAGCAAUGAUAAUAUUUCGUGCACUUGGUGGAAUUGGUGGUGGUGGUAUUAUAAGUCUUGUCAUAAUAAUUAUUUCUGAAAUUGUUCCAACACAAGAUCGUGGUAAAUAUCAAGGAUUGAUUGGUGCAUGUUUUGGUAUUGCUUCCGUUGUUGGUCCUUUGUUAGGAGGUGCUUUUACGGACCACGUGACUUGGAGGUGGGCAUUUUAUAUUAACUUACCACUUGGAGUUAUAACAAUUGUAACUGUUGUAGCAUUUUUGAAGUUACCAGGACCAACCGGAUCAUUACUAGCCAAAUUAAAAAGAGUCGAUUAUUAUGGCACAGUGAUGAUAAUGGUUGCUACAAUUUUACUAUUAUUGUCAUUGAGUUGGGGUGGUAGUCAAUAUGCUUGGAAUUCUGCUAUAAUAAUAUCGCUAUUAUGUGUUGGGGCUUUAUGUUUUAUUGCUUUUGGAUUAAUCGAAUCGAAGAUUGCACUUGAACCUGUUGCACCACCCCAUUUAUUUAAGAACUUAAAUAUUGUUGCAAGCUUUGCAGUAAAUUUCUUUCAUGGAAUGGUAUUUUUUGGCUUUAUAUAUUAUGUUCCGCUUUAUUUCCAAAUUGUAAAGGGUGAAUCAGCUACUGCAUCAGGGUUAGAAUUACUUCCUUAUAUAUUAGGAGUUGUGUUUGCAUCUAUAACGAUAGGACAAUUAGUAUCACGAACAAACGUAUUUUCUUUUAGAACAAUUUGUAUGUUUGGAGCUGUCUUGAUUAUUGUAGGAUCAGGAUUAAUUACUACAUGGACAGAAACUACUGAACGUGGACCACAAAUUGGAUAUAUGUUAAUUGCUGGUUUUGGCGUUGGAUCAAUUAUACAAACUACAAUAUUAUUUGGUCAACAGGUUGUAUCUAUAAAAGAUUUAGCACCCACUACUGCUUUAUUGUUAUUCUUUAGAUUUAUUGGAGCUGUAUUUGGUGUAGCAGUUAUUGGUACAAUAUUUCAAAAUAAAUUGGAGGAAAACGUUGAUGCACUUAAUUUGCCACCAGAUGUUCCAGUAGAUUUAAUAAAACGAUCUGUUGAAUUUAUCUUACAUUUACCUGAUCCAAUACGAGGACUGGUAAUAAGUGCUUAUGUCAGAGCAUUACAUGUAGCUUUUAUCGCAAUUGUACCACUUGGUGGUGCUAUACUUAUUUCUUCCUCAUUUUUGGGAGGUCAUAAACCGAUAAUAAGUGAUGGUAAACUUGGUGAAAUGGCUCUUUAA